Verticillium nonalfalfae is the source of this 3885-nucleotide messenger RNA. RefSeq names its product pkb-activating kinase-like protein (gene PKH3). Gene Ontology annotation, molecular function: protein serine/threonine kinase activity; ATP binding. Gene Ontology annotation, biological process: intracellular signal transduction; peptidyl-serine phosphorylation. Lineage: Eukaryota; Fungi; Ascomycota; Sordariomycetes; Glomerellales; Plectosphaerellaceae. The coding region runs from base 1 to 3885 and encodes 1294 amino acids. The record is from RefSeq and is a predicted model, not a curated record. The transcript has 6 exons.
AUGGGCGGGGAUCUCAGCUUGUCCAAAGCCCUCGGAGGACUGCGUAUAGCCAACCCGGACGACACCGACACAGCCCCAUCUCAGGAAGGCGCGGCGUCUGCUUCGCUGCCGGUUUGCGACCCUCCUCCGACCUCCUCAUCCGACAAGCAGCAGGCACCGGCCAGAUCUGGAUCGCAAUCGUCACCGAGCCAUCUUCCGUCCCGCGAUCAAUACGGCGCCGCCAUUAACCCGGGCGCCCCCCAGCAAUCAACAUCAACCGAAGAUGUUUCGAGGCUCAAUGCAUACCGCCAGCCGACAUCCAUAUACCAACCAGAUGUUGAUCGGCUAGCCGGCCAAUCGUUCUCUUCGAAUGGCCGGCCCCAAUCCGGUCAAUACCAUGGCUCUAUGAGCCGCACGCUUCCUGAAGAUGUGCGAGUCUCUUCGCAGCAUGAGGCGCAGAAGAACGAGCGAUCCCGGUCGUCAAUGUACGGCAUGCCCACGAGGAGCGACUCACGAUCUGUCCCUGGACCGGCCGGCCCUGUGCCUUCACGGGAGUCAAGCCACAGCUCUCGUCAAGGCUCCCAAGCACCCACGACUGGAACUUUGCCACCGCGACGAAGCUCUAAGGGUAUGGGAGGAGGCUAUGCAUCAGCUUCAGCUGCUACCGCCCCAUCACGACGGGAACCAUAUGGCCCUGAAGACUCACUGCCGUCUUCAAGCGAAGAAUGGAAGGAUCGUGGUGCAGCGGUGGGCAUGCGGCGUGAUGUCGACUCGCAUGGAAAGACUGUCAUCCGACAUGUCAAGAAAGGGGUACGUGACUUCAGUUUCGGCCGUGUCCUUGGCGAAGGGUCAUACAGCACUGUUUACUUGGCCACGGAUCGGCAGACCCUGAAGGAGUACGCUAUCAAGGUACUCGAGAAACGCCACAUCAUCAAAGAGAAGAAAAUCAAAUAUGUCAACAUCGAGAAGGAUACAUUGAACCGCUUGACAGAGCAUCCCGGUAUCGUCCGCCUAUACUACACAUUUCAAGAUGAAAACUCCUUGUACUAUGUGUUGGACCUCUGCAAUGGAGGCGAGCUCCUCGGUGUGCUCAAGAAAACAGGCACUUUCGACGUUGAUUGCACCAGGUUCUAUGGAGCACAGAUCUUGGACGCCAUCAAUUACAUGCACUCAAGGGGGGUUAUCCACCGCGACCUCAAGCCUGAGAACGUACUGCUCGACGAUAAUAUGCACGUCAAAAUUACCGACUUCGGCACCGCCAAACUACUGAAGACGCCACGAGAACUGCAAGGCCCUGCGCCUACAGGUGGGGGUCCACUAGAUGGCAGUACUAGAGAUCAAGAUGGAGAAAGCCGUGCAGCAUCUUUUGUUGGCACAGCAGAGUACGUCAGUCCGGAACUUCUGACAAGCAAAAACGCGUGUAAGGCGAGCGACUUGUGGGCCUUUGGAUGUAUCAUUUACCAGCUUCUGGCCGGCCGGCCACCUUUCAAGGCUGGCACAGAAUAUUUGACAUUCCAGAAGAUUGUCAACCUUGAGUACGAAUUUCCAACAGGCUUUCCGGCAGCGGCGCGGGACCUAGUCGAAAGGUGCCUAGUCCUCGACCCAGCUCGACGACUGACCGUGGAGCACAUAAAGAACCAUGAGUUUUUUGACGGUCAUCCCUUCGGCAAGUCUCUGUGGAGACAACAAGCUCCGCGCCUGCGGCCUUACAAUCCUGCACCCCAGGAGCCAACUUUAAUCCAGCUGAACGGACAUGCAAGCUCCGCUCCCAACACGUCAAAUACUGCCAGAGCAUCGCUGCCAACAGGUCCUUCGACAUCUAACAAUGCAGCGAGGCCGGCAAGGAUUAUCACCGAACUCCCUCCACCAACCCAAUUAGACAUCGAGUGGUCGCCAGUACUGACUCGCACAAACGAGCGGAUUGUGAAGCUCGGCGACUUGAUGGUCGUCUCGAGCCCACUUCCCAGCAGUCCUCACGGGAAAGGCGGGGACCACGGAGAGGGUCAUAAGAAGUUGUCCAGGUUUUUCGGCGGCAGCACUACAAAGAAACGACAAAGGCUCGUCAUGAUCACCUCGAGCGGGCGCAUUGUUCUUGCACCCGCUGGUGGCGAAGAUAAACGUGCCAAGCAGGAGAUCUCCCUUUUGGCUCCUGAAUGCUCCUGGAGAACUCAGGUGGAUGUUAAAGGGCAGACAGUAUGGUGUGUGAAUACAGACAAAUCUCACUACACGUUCGAAGACCCAAAGUCAUCCGCAGGAUGUCGCGUCGUCGCAUUUAAGCAACCACAGGUGUCGUCAACGCCAGCGCAAGAAUACAAAGUCCGCAAAGAGCAAACGCGCUACACCCAACUCAAACACUACGGAAGGCCACUUCAACUGCCUUACUCUAGCAUGCAGCCUCAAUUUCGAGCUGGGCCUGGGUCAUACGUGCCUGGUACCCAACAAGCCCCACAGCGCACUCCUCAUCCGGGCCCGAGACGAAAUGGAAUGGGUCCAACGGCCCCAGGCCCCCAACAGUCCGCCCCGAUGAACCGAGCCUCGAUGGGCUCGCUCCCACCCCAUAUCCCAGCGCAAGCGGUUGAUCUCGAAAAGAUGACCGCAGCCAGAGCACUGAAGAGACGAAGCCGCAAGCCGACCGACAAAGAACUUCCAGAAGGCAUCGAGGACUGUCUAGCUACAGGCGAUUCUGUGGCGCAACGAUACAGAGAACUGCGUGGCGUUGAGCGACGACUGGAUGCAACCUUGAUGCGGAAGCGAUUAGACAUAGCGGAUAGUCUCAACCGCACCACAAAGCGCUACAAGACUCUUCGCAUAUGGGUCAACAACACAGUCGAGGACCAAGUGUGGCAGACCAACGGGCUUGCUGUUGACACGUUCGAUUUUACACCGAACGUGGAAGCAUCUUAUCGCGUCAAAAUCGAAGGUCGCUUGCUCGACGAUGGUUAUGAUAACUCGUCUGACGAACCUGAUGGGUCGGACAACGGCGAUGACAACUCAGGGAGUAAAUCAACCAGCCAACGCUUCACCCAUUUUUUCAAAAACUUGACUGUUGAAUUCGAUACCAGUCGUUCACGCGCUGCUGCUGAUCAAACGGUCACCUGGAACAAGUUCGACACGGCCAAGCCUAACCACGCAAAGUCCCCAGCAUCCACAGAGGCUGACGAGCUGACGUUCAAGCGCAAUGGGGACGAGAACAUGAAUAUCACGAUCAAAUUGACGCGCCAGGAAAACCCGGAGCGACAUCGGGUACGACCCGAACUAGCGGAGAUCAUCGAUAUGGUUGAAGCUACUCGGCAAGAGGCGAUCAUGGGCGUCUGGGACUAUAUCAGAGCUUCAGGGCUUCAGGAAGAUGAAGAGAAGCGUCAUUUCCGAUGUGAUGCCCUUCUGCGCAAGAUUGUGACGCGCGGAGAUGUUGGUGCUAUACCGAAUCUGGGAGAAUAUGUCGACCGCUUGCUCGAGCCUUUACCCCCAGUCAGCCUUCCGUAUACCAUUCGGGUCGAUGAGGCAUUCCACCGCAACCCACAGCCUACAGUAUACGAUGUUCAAGUCGCCGUCGACGAUUCCUUCCGUAGUACUACGCUUCCAUUUGUUGCAAGUCCUACUUAUGGCAACGCGCUCAAGGAGAUCAUGGCGCUAGACGAUCAGCUGACAACACUUGUUGGGGCGGUGGCUAAUUCCAAGGCCAAGCAUUCAUUCUUCAUGUCUCUUGGUAACGACCCUGCUGUUUUCCUUCAAGAUUGGUUUAGCUCCCAGAAGCGCGACCUGGAGAUCAUUGUGGGUGAAGCUACCCGGGGAGGUGGCGAAGAUGCCUCAGGCGAAGAAUGGCGUCGAGGCGGCAAAGACAGUGUGUGGGCAACGCAGAAUGCCCGAGAGAGUGUGAAUAUUAUGCUGGCUAAGCCGUCGCGUUGA